CGGGCUGCGGCGGGGCGGGCUCAGUGCGGCUGUGCCGGGGCCGCGCCGCGCUGCGCCGCACCGCGCCGUGCCGUGAUGUGCGGGGGGGACCGUGCCGAGCCAUGCCGAGCCGUGCCUGGCCGCCCCGCGCGGGAGCGGCACCCCGGCACUUUGCCGCCCCAGCCCACAGGCUCCUUCCCCGCACAACUCGGCACCCCCGGGAUAGUCUCAUCACGUCUCACCUUCUCCCCAUCCCCACCCGUCCUGAUUCCAUCCCAUGCUGUCCCCAUACUAUCCUGUCCUGGUUCCCAUCACAUCCCAUCCCCAUCUCACCCUCCUCCUGUCCCAUCUCCUCCCGAUCCUGAUCCCAUCCCCUCCCCUUACAGGCUGUCCCUAUCCCAUCCUGUCCCCGUCCCACCCCUUCCCCGUUCUACCCUGUCCCUAUGCCAUUCCCAUCCCAUCCCUAUCCCAUCCCCUCACGUCCUCUUCCCACCUCAUCCCACCCCAUUUGCAUCCCACCCUGUCCCUACCCCAUCUAAUUCUGAACCCAACCCCUCCCCAUCACAUCCCCCACUUUCUCCCUAUUCCAUUCCAUCCCAUGUUGUUCCCAUCCCAUCCUACCCUGAUCCCAUCCUCCCCAUCACAUCCCAUACCCCAUCUGCACUCCCCAUCCCGAGGCUAUCACACACUGUGUACCAUCCCACCCUGCCUCACCCCAUACCAUCUUCAUCCCACCCCACACUGUCCCCUCUUACCCCAACCUAACCCCCUAUACUGACCUCAUCCCACCCUGACCCCCUGCCCUCGUCCCCCAGCUCCCUGCCCUAGGGGGGAUCUCCCCACCUCCCUGCUCCACAGGAGGGGUAGGCCUGACACCCUCUCCCCAGCACACUGCCCUCCAGCCCCACCAGCUGCAGCUGGGACAGCUCGUCAUCCCGCCCGCCUGUGGGCACUUAAGAGCCAGGGGUGGCUGAGGGGAGCCUGUGCUGGGCAGGAUGGCUACGGGGGAACUGCGGAGGCAAGAGGAGCGGCGGCGGCGGCGGAAGGCUCAGCAGCAAGAGCUGCUCCUGGCAGAGAGCCUGGGCAAGCACCCCCUGCAGAACAGGUGGGCACUGUGGUUCUUUAAGAAUGACAAGAGUAAGAUGUGGCAGGCAAACCUGCGCCUCGUCACCAAGUUCAGCACUGUGGAGGACUUCUGGGCGCUCUACAGCCACAUCCAGCUUGCCAGCAAGCUCACAUCUGGCUGCGACUAUUCCCUCUUCAAGGAUGGCAUUGAGCCCAUGUGGGAGGACAGCCAGAACAAGCGUGGUGGGCGCUGGCUCAUCACCCUGGCCAAGCAGCAGCGGCACACUGAGCUGGACCGUUUCUGGUUGGAGACGCUGCUGUGCCUCAUCGGGGAGAUGUUUGAUGAAUACAGUGAUGAAGUGUGUGGGGCCGUCAUCAAUAUCCGUGCCAAGGGAGACAAGAUUGCCAUCUGGACCCGGGAAGCGGAGAACCGGGAAGGGGUCACCCACAUUGGGCGUGUCUACAAAGAGCACCUGGGCCUGUCGCAGAAGGUGGCCAUUGGGUACCAGGCCCAUGCAGACACGGCCACUAAGAGCGGCUCCCUCACCAAGACCAAGUUUGUGGUCUGACUGUGGGAGGAGUGGGACUCCCUGUGGGGUUCUCCU
Phalacrocorax carbo (great cormorant) is the source of this 1649-nucleotide messenger RNA. The record is from RefSeq and is a predicted model, not a curated record. NCBI's taxonomy places the organism in Eukaryota, Metazoa, Chordata, Aves, Suliformes, Phalacrocoracidae.